Molecule: messenger RNA, 2268 nt
Organism: Lachnellula hyalina
Lineage: Eukaryota; Fungi; Ascomycota; Leotiomycetes; Helotiales; Lachnaceae
Gene: vps902
Product: Vacuolar protein sorting-associated protein
Exons: 3
Coding region: 1-2268 (755 amino acids)
Biological process (GO): vesicle-mediated transport
Cellular component (GO): cytosol; endocytic vesicle
Molecular function (GO): small GTPase binding; guanyl-nucleotide exchange factor activity
Source: RefSeq, a predicted model, not a curated record
AUGAUCACCUUUGCUGACAAAAUGGCCAUCAAGCUACCGGAUUUCAUGGCUUCCUCUGGAAACAAGAAGAGUGACUCCCAACGUCCUCGAACCAUCCACACAUCCAAGUCCUUCUCCAAGUUAGCACCGCCCAGCCCAGAUCAUACAAAUCGAAUUCAACGGGCCAAUACCAUACAAAAUGGCUUUGAUCCACAGGAACCCAUGCCAGAUAAAUCUCAGAGGUUACCUCAGAAGCAAGCGGAUGCCUUCGAGAAGUCCUCCGAGGAUGAAACAGGCGAGGCUUCCGGGAAGCUACCUUCAGAUUUUGAUGAACUUCCCAUUGAGCUUGUCAGUCUGACGGAUGGCUUCAUCGACUCCUUAUCUGCCAAAAUCCAUCCUACCCCGCCAACGGUCGACAAGUUAUCUACACUAUUUCAAGACUUCUAUGCCGUUGCUGCUACACAUAUCAAUACACAUAUCUCGGCACUUUCCUCUCGCCAGCACCGAGCAAGUUCACCGUCCCCCUCGAUGUCCUCUCUCUCCUCUACGGCGAGUAAGAUAAGAGCAAAGGCAGUCUCGAUUAGCAAUAAUAAAGAACGUUCUAGACCCCCAUCAGAAAGGAACGAUUCGGAACAGCAGAUGCUUACGGCCGAUGAAAUAGCUGAUCGAAAACGAGCAAGGAAAGCCCUGGAGCACAAGCGGGUAGCUUUGGAAGAGGCUGUCGAGAGGAGGGUAUGCGAGAGCAUCUACAAUCGGAUAUGGAGACAUAGAAGUACUACAGAUGAGGAAAAGGAUGAGAAGUUGCGCUCCAAGACUGCAGCUUUAUCAGUAGUUGGAAUUGGUCUCAACGAUCUAGAUGUUGAUUUGGGACAAGCAACCAAGGACCCAGUAGCGAUGCAAACCAGAGAAAAAGAAGUCCGAGCAUGGCUAGAAGGAGCAAGAGAUGAGCUGAUGGCUAUGAGUAACGAGAAGUAUCCUCUUGGAAAGCUUGUCCAUCUUAAAGCAGCACACAAAAGCAUCGUCGACACUUUAUCACAUUUCCAUCCAUCUUCCUCGGCGGACGAGAUCAUGCCUAUGCUUAUCUAUACUCUAAUUACAUCUCGCCCUGAAGGUAUUGAUGUUAUCAGCAAUCUACAUUUCAUCCAGAGAUUUCGAAAUGAGAAUAAGAUUGAUGGGGAAGCUGCGUAUUGUUUGACAAAUUUGGAAGCUGCUAUCACGUUUCUCGAGACCGUGGAUUUAGCAACUCUGAGAGAGGACGAGGCUCUUUCUGGACCAAAGUCCAACAGUCGCCCAUCUACUCCAAAAACAAUUAAUUCGAUGACUCCUGCGCAUCUUACUACAGCCGGGUUAUCGCCCGCCGAGGUCACUGCCACAAGUGCUAGUCCCACCAUCACCACAACUCCAUCGUCUCCUACAGGUGCUCGACCAUCCGUGCAGCACAACCGCAGUAUCAGCGACAUGUUCCAGCCACCUGCGGUGCUUGGCGCAGCUGGAGACGCAGUUCUGAAUACAGCAGACCAAGGGUUCAAGUCAAUCGGGCUCUCCCUUGAGGGUUCCUAUAAGUUCCUGCUUGGGAAGCUCAAGGAACGGCAGGAGGAACUUACAGGAAAGCCGUCUGAUAUCAUUGUCCCCAAGACAUUAGAUGAUGCUCGAAAACUCGUCAGCACGCCUCCUCCUGAAGACGACGCAUCAGCCAGUGGUGCCAGCUCGCUUCACAGCCCAGAGAAUACAGGGCGGCCGCGUAGAGAUUCUGCACUCAAACCGGAUGAUAAGAUGCUAAAUUUGAUUGGAGGCCGCAAGGCGGCUGCUCGAGACAGAAGUACAGACAGCUCGCAGAGUGCGAGUAGUAGCAAGAAAGUGGCAUUCGCCGAGGAAGGUGGUGAGAAGCAGCCUUCCUCGCCAUUGCACCCUCCGCCAUUGCACCAUCCUGCAUCGCCAGCGAAUCCUGCAAUCGUGGAGUCGAUGCGGAAUCUAGGCAACUCACUAAACCCCAUUAACCGGUUUUCGAGCAUGAACAUGACGCGAGGCUUUGGGUUCGGACGACCACCCUCAACUCCCGCCACACCAGGCAAUAAACCAAUAGCCGAUGGUGGUAUUGCUGAUUUGACGAGCACCUUCCCAGAACUCGCACCAUCACUGCCACCCAAAGAAAUCCCCAAGAUUGCACCACCAAUCAAAAGAUUCAUGGAGAUACAAAAUCCAGGCGAUAUGAAGCUCAACGAGGUACUUGAGCUUCUAAGAGAUUAUAGACGGCUUGCGGGGGCGUUGAAGGAUAUCGGUGCUGUUUGA